This is a messenger RNA of Dioszegia hungarica, 1872 nucleotides long. RefSeq lists its product as uncharacterized. The coding region runs from base 1 to 1872 and encodes 623 amino acids. The record is from RefSeq and is a predicted model, not a curated record. The transcript has 6 exons. Lineage: Eukaryota; Fungi; Basidiomycota; Tremellomycetes; Tremellales; Bulleribasidiaceae.
AUGAGCAGGACGGUGCAGGCAAGACUAGUCCUCACGGUGCAGCAUGCUUCACGAAUACCAUCCCCGCGGCGGAUAAGCAGCAUUGCACGUCGGCGCCACCCUCAUCGCCCAAUCUCCCCCCCUUCAAACGGCGGUCCACGCUCGGUAUCAACGGCUAUCAUUGAGCCGGACGUACCGCCAAUACGCAGAGACCCAGCUGAGGAUCUCAAAUAUUGCCUUGAGCUUCUGGAGCACGAUGUCGGAGGGGAUCAAUUCUGGGCGGAUAGGUUGCGCGAGGCAAUUUCGGAUCUCCGACCCAGGAAGCCAAGGGUCUCCAUCUAUGGUGACUCACUAUCAGCGCCAGAUGAUCUCGUAUCAGCAAUCCUGCAAACGCCAUUCAGUGACGGCUCCGAAAUACCGAGCUUCGUCACAAGCCGGACCAAAGACAGUGGAAUAAUAAAAUUCGAAUUCCGCUCUGAAACGGUACAAGGACCAAAUCACUUCGGCUUGCCAUCAGGUUGGCUUCAGCAAAGCGGGGCAGACCUCUUCGAGAUUUCUGGGCCUGGUGCCCUCACCCACCUCAUCCGUUCGGAUGUUACCGUCAUCGUGGUCGACCCGUACCGGCUUCUCGACGUCGCCGAGAUCCGCGCACUCCCGGACCUCCUCAAGCAGCGGAGCGUCAUCGUUGUCAACGGACAAACGCCCUUGAGAGACGCAACAUCCACUCGCCUCCGGGCGGUGCUCGGUCCAAACUUUACCGGUUGCAUCAUCUUUACCGAUGCGCAGCUUGCGACCAAAGCAUACGAUACUCUGCGCUCGGGCGGACAUUCCCCAUCAGCAGACGUCGUCAAUGAGUUUCAGAGACUCUUCCUGGAAUCCGGUGUCGGCACCGCCCAAAGGCUGCUUGCCGAGCUGGCGACAGCAGCCCAGGCUCAUCCCAACCUGGCGCUUGCUCUGGCGCGGCAGGAUGUCCGCACCAACGUGGAAGCGCAGACCGAAAAGGCCAAUCAGAUGUUGCGGACGAUCAACAGCCUGCGGACGGCUGCCAGCGCAGCGGCAAUGCGCGCCCGCCAUCUCAGCGUGGCGAAUCGAGCCAUCGAUGGCGGACAGAUCCAGGGGAGCGUGGGGGCAUCCAAGGUGGACGCCGCGAGCAGGAUGGCGUCGGCAUUUAGUGGAAGGUUGGGGUGGCUGUCGCUCUUCCUCCGGUUGCGGGUCGAUGACGUCGGAAAGGAGCUCGGCCGGGAAAUCGAGGGGGCUUUUAGCGAUGUGGAAAGACAGCUUGUCUAUGAAGCCGGACAACUCUUUCAGAUGCAGGACCAUCUCUCGAAAGAGGCGGAUCGCGUCAUUCGCCAGGCGGAGAGCCCAUUCGGCUCCGCUGUCAUGACCAAUCGUCUCUCGACCCUAUCGCUCUCCAUCCCGCCAGUCGAGGCGACCACCCUGAUCUCACCUAUUCACCACCGUCGCGCCCAGCUCGUUGCAGACAUUGUGCCCAUCACACAAGCUCGCGCCAGGGCAAUAUUCUACCAGACCUACAUGGGGGCAGCCGGAGGAGUUUUUGCCUCAUGGGCGGCAUAUGUUCCUCCAUUGGAGUUGGUUUCUCCACAGACCGCCCUCGGCCUGGGCGGAUUAUCGGUCAUUGCUUCUGUGUGGUCCGGUCAAACACGUUGGCUGCGAGCACAAAAGGUAUUUUGGCGGUCAUGGGAACGGUGUACCAGCAUGUUGGCUUCGGAUAUAAAGACAUCCUUUGCAUCUGCCGUUGACACACUGGUGGUAUCCAAGCCAACUGCCGCUGCCGAUGGGCUGGAAGAGCUGGCAAGGAAGCGAAUUGCUGUACUGGAUGGGCUAGGAUCACGCUUAGACAGCGGAGGCACGGAAUUGGAGUCGGAGAAGUAG